Messenger RNA from Scatophagus argus, 1638 nucleotides. RefSeq names its product DND microRNA-mediated repression inhibitor 1 (gene dnd1). NCBI's taxonomy places the organism in Eukaryota, Metazoa, Chordata, Actinopteri, Scatophagidae. Gene Ontology annotation, molecular function: mRNA binding. Gene Ontology annotation, cellular component: cytoplasm; nucleus. Bases 75 to 1388 code for a protein of 437 amino acids. Gene Ontology annotation, biological process: mRNA stabilization; negative regulation of miRNA-mediated gene silencing. The record is from RefSeq and is a predicted model, not a curated record. The transcript has 6 exons.
UAGCGGGCUCCAGGUGCUGGCACGAGCCACAGAGAGGCGUCACUGCCACAGCGAGCACGACAACGGUGGAGACGAUGGACUGCAAGCAGAACCAGCACCUGUUGGUCGAGGCCCACCUGCAGUUCGUUACCUCAAUGAAGAACCCGCCAGUGUUGGACUCGAAAUGUCGAGGGGUCACGGAGGGCGUGUGCCUUCACCUUCAAAUGAUGUCCACAGUGCGCGUAAAACGGAAUAAAAACGCACAAAACGUGCUGAACCUUAAGCGGGUGCAGGAGCUGGAAACCUGGCUGAAGAGCACCGAUACGAAGCUGACUCAAGUGAACGGCCAGAGGAAGUAUGGAGGACCACCUGAGGUGUGGGACGGGCCCACCCCAGGAGCCCGCUGCGAGGUCUUCAUCAGUCAGAUUCCACGGGAUGCCUACGAGGAUCUGUUGAUCCCUCUGUUCAGCUCCGUGGGGCCCCUCUGGGAGUUUCGGCUCAUGAUGAACUUCAGCGGCCAGAACCGCGGCUUCGCCUACGCCAAAUACGGCUCUCCGGCUGUAGCUACCGACGCCAUCCGGCUGCUGCACGGCCACAUGCUGGAGCCCGGCUUCCACCUCAGUGUCCGCCGCAGCACAGAGAAAAGACACCUCUGUGUGGGAGACCUGCCAGCCUCGACCAGGCAGGAGGACCUGCUGCAGGUGCUGCGUGUGCUGACGGAGGGGGUGGAGAGAGUUUCUCUGAAGACCGGGCUUGGUAUCGAGGGGGUGUCUGCUAUAGUCGCCUUCUCAUCCCACCACGCUGCCUCCAUGGCCAAGAAGGUGCUGGUAGAAGCAUUCAAGAAGCACUUCGCGCUGACCGUCUCAAUCAAGUGGCAGUCAGCAGUGAAGUGGAGCCCGGAUGAGCCAACCGCUCCACAGAAACCUUCGAAGGGCCACCUGCCUUCGCCCGUCAAGCCGCCGCGGCACACCCUCAACUCUACCCAGCCCUCUGUCCUGGACUGCCCCCAGUCCGUCCUCUCUGGCUUCUGCAGAGCAGUAGGAGGACCUACUGCGCCCCAGCACCCUCCCCCUUCCAGCUGCUCCACCUCCUCCUCCUCCUCCUCCUCUUCCCAUCUUGGGCAUCUUGUGUCUGCAGUAUCGUCCACAUGCCCCAUGAUGCUCCUGCGUAAGAUGUGUGAGGCAGCUCGGCUUGGCCAGCCGCUCUAUGAGAUGCACUACAGCCACGCUGGGCCUGAUGGAUUCCUCUACGUCACCUAUAAGAUGUGCAUCCCCGGGAUGAGCAUGGCCUUCGAGGGGGUGGUUAUGGUCUUGCCAGGACCCACUGCCACCGCCACGCUGGAGGAGGCUCGUCGGGCUGCAGCCCAGCAGGUCCUGCAGAGGAUUCACCAGAACCAGUUCGCCCACUGAAGCUUCUCAGUUGGUAUGCAGUUCACAAACUUCUACUGCCUGUUCCUCGCUCCGUUUGUUUUGUUAAUGAUGUUCUAUCAAAAAAAAGACAUUUGGUCUUAUGUGUUGUUUGUUAAUUUAUGCAUGCUUUUAGUAGUAAUAGAACUUGUUUGUCUGGUUUGAACUAAAGUGGUUUUGUGUUUUAUGCCUUAUUUUUAUUGUGUGUUACUGCUGGUUCCUCAUUUUAAUUAAAUGAGAUUUGAAAAGAAAA